Vitis vinifera (wine grape) is the source of this 5041-nucleotide messenger RNA. RefSeq names its product disease resistance protein RPV1. The transcript is spliced from 16 exons. The record is from RefSeq and is a predicted model, not a curated record. Gene Ontology annotation, molecular function: protein binding. The coding region runs from base 168 to 1931 and encodes 587 amino acids. Lineage: Eukaryota; Viridiplantae; Streptophyta; Magnoliopsida; Vitales; Vitaceae.
GUUUAGUGUCUUUGCCUUCAAAUUUUCAUGGAGAGAAACUUGUUGCGAUCAGCUUGAAGAAUAGCAACAUAAAAGAACUUUUGAUAGGGGAGAAGUGUCUUGCAGAAUUGAAGUUCAUUGAUCUAAGUAACUCACAACAGCUCAGCAAAAUACCAAAAUUGUCAAGGAUGCCAAAAUUGGAGAUACUUAAUCUUGGAGGUUGUGUAAACUUUUGCAAACUUCAUUCAUCUAUUGGCAAAUUUUUUGAGAUGAAAUUUUUGAGGGUGCUUAAUUUUAGAGAGAGUGGAAUUAGAGAACUCCCAAGCAGCAUUGGGUCCUUGACAUCUCUUGAAAGUCUAUGGCUCUCAAAGUGUUCAAAGUUUGAGAAAUUCCCUGAUAAUUUCUUUGUGACUAUGAGACGUUUAAGGAUACUUGGGUUAUCUGAUAGUGGUAUUAAAGAACUCCCAACCAGUAUUGAGUGCUUAGAGGCUCUUGAAGUGCUGUUGCUUGAUAAUUGCUCAAAUUUUGAGAAGUUCCCUGAGAUCCAAAAGAAUAUGGAAAAUCUAGAUAGGCUUAAUCUAGAAGAUAGUGGUAUUAAAGAAUUAUCUUGCUUGAUAGGUCAUCUUCCCCGACUUGUAUCCUUAGAAUUGAGCAAAUGCAAAAACUUGAGGAGUGUUCCAAGCGGCAUUUUACAGUUGGAAUCCCUACGUAUGUGCUAUCUCUUUGAUUGUUCAAAUCUGAUCAUGGAGGAUAUGGAACAUUCAAAAGGCCUUUCUUUACGUGAAUCAGCUAUAACAGAGCUGCCAUCAUCAAUUAGGUUGAUGUUGAGCAAUUGUGAGAACCUUGAGACUCUUCCAAACAGCAUUGGUAUGACGCGUGUUAGUGAACUUGUUGUUCAUAACUGUCCAAAGCUCCACAAAUUGCCCGACAAUCUGAGAAGCAUGCAGUUAACAGAACUAAAUGUAAGUGGUUGCAAUCUGAUGGCAGGAGCAAUCCCCGAUGAUUUAUGGUGCUUGUUCUCAUUGAAAGAUUUAAAUGUGAGUGGAAACAACAUUGAUUGCAUACCGGGUGGCAUCAUUCGUCUUUCUCGCUUGCGUUACCUUACCAUGAAUAACUGCUUGAUGCUUAAAGAAAUUCCAGAGCUUCCAUCAAGUCUAAGACAGAUAGAAGCAUAUGGUUGUCCACUCCUGGAAACUUUAUCAAGUGAUGCAAAGCAUCCACUCUGGUCCUCUCUUCACAACUGCUUAAAAUCACGAAUUCAGGAUUUUGAAUGCCCAACAGACUCGGAGGACUGGAUACGGAAGUACCUCGAUGUACAAGUUGUUAUUCCAGGAAGUAGAGGAAUACCAGAGUGGAUAAGUCAUAAGAGUAUGGGACAUGAAAUAACAAUAGAUCUCCCAAAGAAUUGGUAUGAAGAUAACAACUUCUUGGGAUUUGCUUUAUUCUGGCAUCAUGUUCCAUUUGAUGAUGACGAUGACGAUGACGAUGACGAUGAUUUAUUCUGGCAUCAUGUUCCAGUUGACGAUGACGACGACGAUGACGACGACGAUGACGACGACGAUGACGAUUACGAUGACUUUGAGGAUGGUACCCUUCGAUUGCUGAUAUCCAAUGGUGAUCAAUUUGGACGCGUGGAGUCGAAAUAUGUUUCUAUCCACAUAGAGAAUAGCACAUUAUUUGCAGAUCUAGCAUUGAUGGUGGUCUAUUUCCCUCAGAUUGCCAUUUCAAGUGAGUAUCGAUCCAAUAGGUGGAACAAGUUUAAGGCUGGCUUUUCGUCCUUUUUUCAUGAGCCUAACGGCAAAGCAAGUUGCAAAGUGGAAAGUUGUGGGAUCCAUCUCAUAUAUGACCAUGGCCAAGAUCACCCUCAACAGAGCCUUCAACUAUUCAAUGUCAAAAGAAGCCAUGAUGAUACAGAGGAUCACCCACAUCACAAAAGAUCAAAACAUGUCUAGUUUCUAGCUCCCUCCGCAAAGUUUCGGUCUCUCUUCUCAUCGUUGACGAAUCACAAACAUCACCGGCGCAAUGGGCAAUGAAAUAUUCCUGUUGCCGAAAACGCUGAUCGGUCGGAGAUUAAAGCCCUAGAUCAACCAGAAUCUCGCUGAAGAACCCUACAGAAAAAAGAGCAUCCUUGAGACUUCGAAAACAAGUUCGAGAAGACAUUUUGUUUAGAUGUUCUUCCUUAGCUUGAUUGAGCACACGCUGCAAUUGCGGCCUCAUCUUCUGGACCUUCCCCUCAAUGAAGCCGUCAAAAGAGAGUUUGAAAGUCUCUUCUUAGACAAGCCAAAAUUGAUGAUUUUGAGCGGAUUCGCCCACAAGAACUGAAUGAACAAAAUAUAGAAGCCUUAGUUGCUGAGAAUAAUCUGGAGCAAUCCCCGAUGAUUUAUGGUGCUUGUUCUCAUUGGAAGUGUUAAAUGUGAGUGGAAACAAUAUUGAUUGCAUACCUGGUGGCAUCAUUCGUCUUUCUCGGUUGCGUUACCUUUUCAUGAGUCACUGCUUGAUGCUUAAAGAAAUUCCAGAGCUUCCAUCAAGUCUAAGACAGAUAGAAGCAUAUGGUUGUCCACUCCUGGAAACUUUAUCAAGUGAUGCAAAGCAUCCACUCUGGUCCUCUCUUCACAACUGCUUAAAAUCACACAUUCAGGAUUUUGAAUGCCCAACAUACUGGACGAAGUACUACCAUGUACAAGUUGUUAUUCCAGGAAGUAGAGGAAUACCAGAGUGGAUAAGUCAUAAGAGUAUGGGAGAUGAAAUAAAAAUAGAUCUCCCAAAGAAUUGGUAUGAAGAUAACAACUUCUUGGGAUUUGCUUUAUUCUGGCAUCAUGUUCCAGUUGAUGAUGACGAUGACGAUGACGAUGAAGAUGACGAUGACGAUGACGAUGACAAUGACGAUGAUGAUGACGAUGACGAUGACGAUGACGAUGAUGAUGACGAUGACGAUGACGAUGGGGGUGGUACCCAUCGAUUGUUCAUAUCCAAUGGUGAUCAAUUUGGACACGUGAUGACGAUGGACCCUAUUCUGAAUUGUAGUCGAGACAUGAAGAAUAGAACAUUUGCAGAUCCAGCAUUGAUGGUGGUCUAUGUCCCUCAGAUUGCCAUUUCAAGUGAGUAUCGAUCCAAUGGGUGGAACAAGUUUGAGGCUGGCUUUUCGUCCGUUUUUAAUGAGCCUAACGGCAAAGCAAGUUGCAAAGUGGAAAGUUGUGGGAUCCAUCUCAUAAUCAUAUAUGACCAUGGCCAAGAUCACCCUCAACAGAGCCUUCAACUAUUCAAUGUCAAAAGAAGCCAUGAUGAUACAGAGGAUCACCCACAUCACAAAAGAUCAAAACAUGUCUAGUUUCCAGCUCCCUCUGCCAAGGUACAUCUUCCAUCUCAUCUAUGCGCAAGAUCAUCCUCAACAGAGCCUUCAACUAUUCAAUGUCAAAAGAAGCCAUGAUGAUACAGAGGAUCACCCACAUGUCUAGUUUCCAGCUCCCUCCGCCAAGGCUCUCAGCUAGGCGCUCCUCUCUCUCCCAUCAACUUUGGUUUCGGUCUCUCCUCUCAUCGUUGACGAAUCACAAACCUCACCGGCGCAAUGGGCAAUGAAAUAUUCCUGUUGCCGAAAACGCUGAUUGGUCGGAGAUUAAAGCCCUAGAUCAACCAGAAUCUCACUGAAGAAACCUACAGAAAAAAGAGCAUCCUUGAGACUGCGAAAACAAGUUCGAGAAGACAUUUUGGUUUAGAUGUUCUUCCUUAGCUUGAUCGAGCACACGCUGCAAUUGCGGCCUCAUCUUCUGGACCUUCCCCUCAAUGAAGCCAUCAAAGGAGAGUUUGAAAGUCUCUUCUUAGACAAGCCAAAAUUGACGAUUUUGAGCGGAUUCGCCCACAAGAACUGAAUGAACAAAAUAGAGAAGCCUUAGUUGCUGAGAAUAAUCUGACAAAUGGAGUUGCUACUGUAGAAGCAUGGUGGCUCAGACUGGUCUCAGAAACAACCCAUCUCAGGAUCAAUUACCAAAGAGGAGGAAGAAGCAGUGGAGACCCUGUACACAUUGGUAGGAAUGUUCCCCAACAGUGAUAAGACGGACAAUAAGGGUAAAUUGGUUGGCGAAUCAUCAGAAUCAAAGCAUUCAACUUUGCCAGAGGCGAGGGAGAGCCCUGCACCCGCAUUAGUUUCAUACUACCAAAGGCAUACUGUCAAAGAUAGUACAAAAAUGAUCUGGUAUUAUGGCCAGGCUUGUCAUCAACAGGGUUGCUUGGGACAGCAAUUCAUGGCCCUUCCUUGCAGUAAUUUGCUUCCCUUCUCUUUGCUUCUCUCUCUCUCUCUCUCUCAUCCUUCAUUCAUAUUCGUGUUUCAGUUCUUCUUCUAAAACUCAAGCUUGGCUAGAUAAUGCUACUGGCACUACAUGACCUAGUUCAUUUGGAAAUGGUGUCUCAACCGAAAAGGUUUCUAGAGUUACAGUGCAUAAAAAGCAAUCAUGGAAAAGAUGUGCAGCUCAUAUGUUCACAUAAGUCGUCUUAUUUGGGAUUUAAAAAAUUCAGAGAGAAAGGAAAGGAUUUCAAUGCAGCGUAAUCAAUUGAGAACAGAUGAAGAAUCAAAGGAAGUAGUUUCUCUGGCAGGCAACAAUCCCAGUGGCCUGAGAAAUGGAUUGAAUGGAGUUGUUUCUGCUAACAGCAUUGGUGGUUCAGCCAUGGAGAAGAAUUCAAUUGAAGCUAGAAAAGGUAUUUUUCUACAGUAGGGGCUCCAUCAAGAUCAGCAGCGGCCUCCUGCAUUUGGGACCUACACUUCUCUUUGUCUAAGUACAGUAGCAACUCCAUUUGACUAAUGCUGGUUCUUUUGGAAAUAAUCUUACUCCAGUUGAUCCCUGUUGUUAUGAAAGGAACAAUAGUCAUGUGGAUACUCGAUUGUAUUUGAUUUUGUUUGGUUGUGUUUCAAGAUAGAAUUGAUUGUAUAAGGAUAGGUGAAUGAGGCAUGUUCUGACUUAAAUGUUUAGUUCAUGUUUUUGACAAGUGGAUACUUGACCAAUACAAAAGGUGUAUGUAUAUUGUUUAGAAAGUUGAUGUUGAGUAAAAUUUGUUUCUAUUAACCAUUUCA